Molecule: messenger RNA, 719 nt
Organism: Magallana angulata
Lineage: Eukaryota; Metazoa; Mollusca; Bivalvia; Ostreida; Ostreidae
Product: putative nuclease HARBI1
Exons: 2
Coding region: 162-719 (185 amino acids)
Source: RefSeq, a predicted model, not a curated record
CCAUAUUUACUAAAGUUCGUAGACGUAGACGUAGACGUAAACUUAGACGUAGCGUACGUUUACGUCUAAAACCGUAUUCACAAAAUGACGUUGACGUAAAAUUACGUCAUAAUCGGACGUAAAUCUACGUCUGCUCUAUAGGUACGCGUAUCUUAUCAAACAUGGCAGCGAUUUUGUUUACACUUGCGAGAGAGAAGAGUCUGAGACGUCAGAGAGUUUUCCGGGACCGGACUAACCCCUUAGAUGUCUUCAGUGACAGAGAACUGAUUUGCCGUUAUCGAUUCCCGAGGCGAACUAUCGCGGAUUUCAUUCAGCAGGUGGACAGAAGACUUUCACGACCUACUAACAGGUCCCAUCCUCUGCCUGUUGGAUCUAUGGUGUUGGCAACUCUUCGAGUUCUGUCCAAAGGAGACUUUCAGUCUGAGGCUGCUGACAUACAUGGUAUUUCUCAACCCUCGUUCAGCAGAAUGUUUAUGGGAGUCGUUGAUGCCCUGAAUGCCAGCCUUGACAACAUAAUUUUUCCGAUGGGGCAAGAGGAAAUUCUUCGGACAAAGGAGGAAUUUUUGAGGGUGGCAAACUUCCCCAACGUAGUUGGUGCCAUUGAUGGAACUCUGAUUCCAAUCAUGGGAAUGACUGGAGACGAUGAGCAUGUUUUUGUGUGCAGUAAAGGAUUUUAUGCCAUAAAUAUGCAGGGAAUCGUGACGGCUGACCUGAGGUAA